AUGCUUCUCUUAGACUACCAGAAUGUGCUCAUCCAAUCCCUGCUCACAGAGCGCUUCUCAGGAGCCCCUCCAGUAUCCAUUGAUCAAGUAGUCUCAGACUUCGACAAUGUCGCCUUUCACGUCUCUACGCCCGAAACGAAAUCCAAAAUCCUCAUCUCUAUUGCAGUCAAAUGCUACAAAGAGCUCCUCCAGUAUGGCGCUCAAGAGGUCCUCGAGAGAGAAUACGGCACAUAUAUUGUAUCUCCGGAAGCGGGCUAUGACUUUUCCGUGCUGAUUGAUCUGGACAACCUGCCUGCCGACCAAGAAGCACGAGAGGACUUAGUACGCCGAGUCUCACUUCUCAAGCGUAAUGCCAUGGCCGCACCUUUCGAAAGAGCUUUCGCCGAUUUCGCCCGCAGGCAAGAGGAGGCUUCCAAGUUUACGAGCGAGUCUGCGCCAGAAGGCGUACGAGAGGGUGGAGAGGUGAUGGCGAUCCACUACAGAGACGAAGAGGCUAUCUACAUCAAAGCGAGUCACGACAGGGUUACGGUCAUCUUCAGUACUAUCUUCCGAGAAGAGACGGACCGGGUGUUCGGGAAGGUGUUCUUGCAGGAAUUUGUCGAUGCGAGGAGAAGGGCAAUACAGAAUGCUCCUCAAGUGCUCUUCAGGAAUGAGCCGCCGCUCGAGUUACAAGGUGUGAGAGGGCUGGCGGAUGGAACAAAUGGAGAAGUGGGCUACGUGACGUUUGUAUUAUUCCCCAGGCAUCUCACGCUGCAACGGAGGCAAGAAACCAUCUCCCACAUCCAGACUUUUCGAGACUACUUCCAUUAUCAUAUCAAAGCCUCAAAGGCUUACAUCCACUCGAGAAUGCGACGACGGACGGCGGAUUUCCUGCAGGUACUCAACAGGGCGAGACCGGAGAACGAGGAGAAAGAGCGGAAGACAGCAAGCGGUCGAACGUUCAGAGUCCAGGGAUGA
Letharia columbiana is the source of this 957-nucleotide messenger RNA. RefSeq lists its product as uncharacterized. Gene Ontology annotation, cellular component: Arp2/3 protein complex; actin cytoskeleton. Bases 1 to 957 code for a protein of 318 amino acids. Gene Ontology annotation, biological process: actin filament polymerization; Arp2/3 complex-mediated actin nucleation. The record is from RefSeq and is a predicted model, not a curated record. NCBI's taxonomy places the organism in Eukaryota, Fungi, Ascomycota, Lecanoromycetes, Lecanorales, Parmeliaceae. The transcript has 6 exons. Gene Ontology annotation, molecular function: structural constituent of cytoskeleton; actin filament binding.